CUCAACGCACUCACUGCACUCCCCGUCCCUACCCUCAGUCAUUCUGUCGCUCUCGGGCAGGUAGGAUGUCUAUCGGGAACGUGGACAGUGAUGAGGGGAAGUCCUCAGAAAAUGGUAUACAUGUGGUGAAAACAGGAGUCCAAGCCCACGUAGACGAGAACAGGGCAAUGAGGCUGCUGCGCCGCACGAAAUCAGUGACCAGAGCAGAGCAUAUAACAGAGGUGGAGAAGAAGGCUCGUGAGUCCCAGCCUGACCGACCGAUCCACAAGCCACGGGACUCCCUCUUCUCAUGGUCGUCAGGUUUUGAUCGCUAUGAGGGCUUUGUCAACUGGGGGGCGCUCAUCCUCAUGCUUGGGGGCACUCGGCUCUUCCUCGAGAAUGUCAUCAAGUAUGGUGUCCGCAUUAACCCCUUGUCAUGGCUGUUGUGGAUGAAACACGAACAUGAGACUGAUUAUUACUACCACACAACUGUGUUUCUUGUGGCUGCCAACCUCCACAUAUGGUUUGCCUACUACCUGGAGCACCUCUUAAGCAAGGACAAAAUCCGUGGUAAUGUCGAGAUUUACGUACAUGCAGCACAUUUGGGAAUCAUCCUGCUCAUACCAGUGGUUGUUCUUGGUAUCUGGACAGACAUGUUCAGUCUCUUGGGUCGAACAGUCAUAUGUGUGGUUUACACAGUUAUGUUCUUGAAAUUGUGGUCUUAUGCCCAAGUCAACCACUGGUGUCGCUCAGAGAAAUCUUGGAGGAAAAAACUGUCCCGGCGAAGAAGCUUCUCGUUCAGAAAGGCACAAGAUAAGGAGAUUGCUGAGAUCAGUGAGGAGGCAAGUGAUGAAGUGGCUGCACUCAAUUUAACACAGUAUCCAGACAACCUAACACUUCGUGAUCUCUACUACUUCUUGGCUGCACCGACACUCUGUUAUGAACUCAACUUUCCUCGGAGUCAGCGUAUUAGAAAAAGAUUCCUGUUGCGGCGAAUGCUGGAAGUGAUAUUAAUAACCAAUAUUUUAUUGGCUAUGUUUCAACAAUGGAUUAUACCCAGUGUUAAAAAUUCAUUCAAGGCUUUCUCUGACCUUGAUUUUAUGCGGUGUGCUGAGCGUCUCUUGAAGUUGGCAAUACCAAACCACAUUUUAUGGUUGAGCUGGUUCUACCUGUGCUUUCACUCCUUUCUCAACACAUUGGCCGAACUUCUAUACUUUGCUGAUCGUGAUUUUUACCAAGAUUGGUGGAAUGCAAAAGAUGUUGGGACAUUUUGGAGGCUUUGGAAUCUCCCAGUGCACAAAUGGGCACUGAGGCAUGUCUUUGUCCCAAUGAUGAAAAACAAGUACAGUAAAGCAUCAGCAUCAUUUGCAGUUUUCAUCUUGUCAGCUGCCUUGCAUGAAUACUUGGUGUCCAUUCCACUCCACAUGUACAAAAUUGGGGUGUUUGCGGGUAUGAUGGUUCAGGUACCCUUGGUGUAUAUUUCCACUAAAGUGGAAUCCAAAUUUGGUCCACGUUGGGGCAACUUGAUUGUUUGGUCUUCCCUCAUCCUGGGUCAGCCCCUGGGAAUAAUGGUGUAUUACCAUGAUUAUAUUGUCAAGACUGUUGAUCCAAACAUGCUAGGUUUGUGAGAAAAAAAUUUAGCACAUGAUUUUUAAUGUCUUCUAUCUAUGGUAGAUGCAGAAAGUUUGUAAAAUAUUUUUUAUUGUGCGAGUGACUUGAUGUACUUUAUAUUGUGAUGUUUGUACUUGGCUUAGGUUGAUACAGCAUUAAAGAUACCUUUUGCAAAGUAAAAAAUAAAUUAUCAUGUACGGUAUAUACUAUUUCAUGCUUUCUGAUGAUUACUUAAGGUAUUAUGACACCAAAUAUCCUAUUUUAGUUGUCACAAAAGAUGUAAAUAUCAAGAUGCAACCUGUAGGUUGUAAGAAUGUAUGGACCAUAGUACAAAAUGAAUAUAGGGAUUUUGAUACCCAUUAUAAUUGUAAGAAUUGUUAUUAAUUUUUUUUUAUCUAACCAUCAUGCUAAGUGCCACAUUUAAGUUAGAAAAUACUGCAGUUCUAUAUAACAGUGCUAUCAUUGAAAGUCCAUAUAAUGUGCAUGAAAAUAAGGAUUACUGAUUUCUCAGUUGCCAGUACAGUAUAUGGUUAUAUACUUGUAGGAGAGAUACAUUGUAAAGAACUGUGUUGCUUAUGUAUCAUCUAACACCUCCCCAAGUUUAAAACUUAUUGACCUCGUGUGGUUAUAAAGUUAAUGUGUGCCCAUCUAAAAAAAAAGAAGUCAUAUUGUAUAAUGUGGUCUUAGUUUCCUCAGAGGCCAAACAUCUUUGUUUACCGAUAGAUUUAUCCAUAACAAGAUUUAAUGAUGCGGGAAGCAAUGAGAAUUACAGUAGUUAUUAUAAAGGCUUCCAACUGUAAUAAAACAAACCUGAAAUAAUUUGACUACCAACAUAGCAAAGGAAUGGGGUGUUUGGAAUGGCAGAGAAGAUGGGUGUAAAUUGUAAAGUAAAUUGCUGAAAUGAUAUGGACAUCCAAGAUGAAUACAGGAAGAAAAGCUAGCCUGUAGCUCUUCUGUUAUGGCCACCCAAUCAGAGGGCAGCCUCUUUCAGGAGCGAGCCAUUGUAGAUUAAGUGAACAAUAGAUCCUUGCCAUUUGUGAUUUUGACAAUUCGCGGUAAGCAGAUGGUGGCUAGCUUGCAAGCCUUUUCCCGCAGCACAAUGAGUCACCCUGCACAGCAUCUCAUGUUGUACUCUCAAAAUGUUAGUGUUUCUAUGUGAAAUGGUCCCUAAGAGACUGCCUAGUGUCAGUGUAGUGAAAAUGUAAAACACAAAAGGAUGACCAUGACAGAGUUUUAUUAUUAGACAAGUUAAAAGAGGGGAUGAGUGCUGCCAUGGCUGGUCAGUUGUUUGGUAUAGGUAUACAGUAGCGCACUGAGGUAGUACAAGUUGUUAUUCUCGGUUUUGCCAAUUCGUGCCAUUUCUUGGAACCUAUCCCUCACGAAUGGCAAGGAUUCUAUGGUACUCUAAGAGAAGUGAAAGUGGGUUAUAUAGUCCUGAUGGCUAACUUGGUCAUGCUGGUACAGUACCUUGUAUACUAAGCCUUAAGCUUCCAUUACACAUGGAGGUAGUACCGCUGAUACUGCACUCGGUUGGUUUCACUUCCCUAAUUGUCAAGUUAGGGACCCACUAGCAGCUGGAUCAACUAAGGGUGCACAAUGCUCAAACUAACAGAAGGAGAGCACUCUAACCACUUGGCUGCUUCACCCUGUAAAUCUAGGUGAAAGGAAUAUUUGAAUAAGGUGGUUCACCAUAAUUGGACUUUUUUCUUUUUACAUUUCACAAUUUUAUAAAAUUGCAAAAGCUAACGAGUGGCAAAAUUAGUAAAAAAUUGGUCUAGUCUGCAAUAUGGUAUACAUGGUGUUACACACCAUAAGAUGCCCUCUUGAUACUUGCAUUACUUGGUAGUGCACAACUAGAAAGUCAUUAAUUGCUGUAGUUCUUGUUUAUGGCUGUGUUUUCAUAAGAAUAAAAACCUAUUUAACUGAA
Homarus americanus (American lobster) is the source of this 3517-nucleotide messenger RNA. It is a transcript of the gene mdy, whose product is annotated as diacylglycerol O-acyltransferase 1-like. The record is from RefSeq and is a predicted model, not a curated record. Gene Ontology annotation, biological process: triglyceride biosynthetic process. Gene Ontology annotation, molecular function: diacylglycerol O-acyltransferase activity. Bases 66 to 1607 code for a protein of 513 amino acids. Lineage: Eukaryota; Metazoa; Arthropoda; Malacostraca; Decapoda; Nephropidae. The transcript has 13 exons. Gene Ontology annotation, cellular component: endoplasmic reticulum membrane.